Molecule: messenger RNA, 986 nt
Organism: Vespa velutina
Lineage: Eukaryota; Metazoa; Arthropoda; Insecta; Hymenoptera; Vespidae
Product: spermatogenesis-associated protein 17
Exons: 4
Coding region: 208-939 (243 amino acids)
Biological process (GO): establishment of meiotic spindle localization; mitotic cell cycle; spindle organization
Cellular component (GO): spindle pole
Molecular function (GO): protein binding
Source: RefSeq, a predicted model, not a curated record
UUAUAUAGAUAUAUAUAUAUAUAUAUACUAUAAUUUGUAAGUUACUUUUGUAAACAAAUAGGACUUCCAUUUCCUAGAAAGUUGCCUAAAAACUUAUUAAACAAAAUAUAUGUUAAAAAAAUGUAAUAUAAUUUUUUCAAUUCUUGUUGAUAUUUUAUCAUAUAAUAGGCUUGGUUUCGUGGGAUUAUAACAAGAAAACAUUUAUUUAUGCUUUAUAAAGCAGCAAUAAUCAUUCAGUCUAAUUGGCGUGGGUAUUACGUAAGAAAUAAUUUUGAUAAAAUUUUAAUAAACAAAGUACACCGAAUGUGGGAAGAUUAUUAUAAUUGCAUGGCAACACGAAUCCAAGCAUUGUGGCGAGGUUAUUGGAUUAGAAAAACUUGUGUAAACUUCUAUGAAAGAUUGAGAUGGUUAAAUAAUAUAUAUGCAAGGAAUGAAGAGAUUAUAGAAAUCAUGCAAAAAUUCAAACAAAAUGAAAUUAAUUAUACCAGAAAUGUCCUGGAACGAGAAUCAUUACUAUGGAUUUUAUUUAUACUUUUUAAGCUACAUCAUUUGUUAAGAACAAAAAUUAGACCAGGUGUAAUCACACGAAUUGAUCAAAAUAAUUUUACUUUAAUUGAGAAGAUGUUAAAAUGUUUAAAAUAUGAAUUUUACAAACCAAAAAAAUUAACCUUUUGUGAGCAUCAUACAUUAGAAAAGCAAUUUUCAUCAAUUUUCCAUGGUACCUCUCUUGCUAGAUGUGAAAAAGAAAUUAGAAAUUUUGAGUACAAAUUGAAGAUUGGAAACAUAUCAAUAUACAGAAGUCAUUCUUAUACUGAAGAGGAAAAAAAGAGGAGAAAUACAGUACAAAGUCUAGGUCAUGAACUUAUACAAAAAUAUAAUAAUAAACAUACUGUUUCAAUGAAAAGCAUAGGUAUAAAUAACAAAAAAUGUAUAAAAUAAAAAACAGUUUUGUAAUAUAAUAUAAAAGUAAAUUAUUAUACUUAUGA